This is a messenger RNA of Danio rerio (zebrafish), 1705 nucleotides long. Lineage: Eukaryota; Metazoa; Chordata; Actinopteri; Cypriniformes; Danionidae. The record is from RefSeq and is a predicted model, not a curated record.
CUGGUAACGCGUCACUGCAAUGGGUGUGUCUUGAUUUACAUGAGUGAACCGUGUUCUCGUCAGAUGUUCUGGCUAUGAAGGGCUUUUUCGUCGUAGUUUUCCGCUUUUCAUUUCACCUGCGGCUGGAAUCUCAAUAUAGAGAAAGUCUUUAGCCGCGUAGGGAUUUCUUGUUUAGUGGGAUUUAGUGGGAUUACCUCUGCGUUCAGUCCGUUAGUUUUGUUUCUGGUCGCUGUUUCUUAUUUAGUUGUUGAUAAGAGCUCUUUAAGCGAAGAUGACAAGUGUGAGGACUUUGUUACUACUUUUCCUGUCAUCUUUGCUGGUAACUAUGGGGAAAGCGAAAUGUUUGUUCCCUGUUUUGAAUGGCAACCAUGUCUUAUCCUUGGAGUCCAGACUGAAAAACGAAUUCCCCGAUGGUUCAACCGCUGUGGCUGAGUGUGCAAGAGGAUACGAGGCAAAGGAUGGAUCACCUUUAAUCACUUGCCAGAAUGGAAAAUGGAGUAAAGUAGAAUUAAAAUGCGAAAAGAUGGAUUGUGGACCGCCAGAACCACAAUCAUCACAUAUGACAUAUUUAAUCAACAAUGGAACAUUGUUUGGAGCCUAUGUAAAAGCUUUAUGUGACACUGGAUAUGACCUGGAAGGAUCAAGCUACAGACAAUGUCUUGUAACAGGCUGGAACGGACGUGCUACAUGCACAUUGAUAACAUGUGAUAAUCCAACUCCUCCUGAACAUGGCAAUGUGAUGUUUCGUAGUCCUGUUCUAUAUAAUGAUGUUAUCAAAUAUUCAUGCCAAGAAAACUACACCCUUGUUGGAAACAGAUCCCUUACCUGUGGGGAUGAUUGGGAUUAUAAUUUUCCACCUCCAAAAUGUGAAGCUAUUGAAUGUGGAGUUCCUACUAUUAAAUUUGGUAACCAGACUGAAGGAAAUCCUCCAUACCUACAUAAAAGCCAAGCCACUUUUGAAUGCUUGCCAGGUUACAGGAUGAAUGGUUCGGCCACAUCAGUGUGUGAGGAGAGAGGCUGGUCUGCACUGCCUGAAUGUGUUAAAGCAACGCCCACUCCAGUAUCCCAUUCGUCUGUAAAGAUGUCAAUCUCAAUUACACCCUGUGAUGUUAUCACCUUCGCUGCCAAUCGGAAUGGGAGCUCAAAGUUUGAAAGGGACGCGAAUGGGGAUGCUCAUUCUGCUUGCUCUGUCUUGCCUGCUUUCUCUUUGCCUUUUAUGUCUAUCCUACUACAGCCAGAAGAAACCACCACAGUUGUUGCAUCAACAGUCACCACAGACAUUGCAACAACAAACGCAGUAUUCUGUAAAGAAGAAGAAGAAGAAGAAGAGGAGGAGGAGGAGCACUUCAUUACUGUCUCGCAGAAUAAUUCGGUUUGGAUAAUAGUUGUAGCAGUGUUGGCAACAUUGGCCAUUGUGUGCAUUUUAUGUGGUUUGCUGCAUUAUAACUAUAAACAUAAAGGUUCUUACAAUACUGGCGAAGAUCAGAGGACAAAAGACGGGUUAUUGCUUUAUCAGACUUUAUAAAGCCAAGGCCAAACAAUCGGACGGCUCCUUUGUUGUAGCUUUAUUCCUCCAAGCGGACCCAAGUUUUACACAUUGAUUUAUUUAUUUAUAAUUGCUAUGUAUUUCUAGGCUUCAAAUGACCAAACAUAAAGAUGAUAUUUUUGUAUUGUAGCAUUAAAGAUUUUGUUUUUCUAAUCUUUU